GGGAGGUAUAUGAUAACAUUAGGCAUUCUUCUCAGCUCAUCGCGUGAAAAAAAAAAAAAAUGCAUGUAGGUGAAGAGUCUCUGCAGUGCAUUUGCCCGGCUACAGUGGCGCAGGCUUUCACAUCAACUCCCCUCAUCUUACCCUGGUCUCGUAUGUGUGGAAACCGAGCUCCAUCGACAUGAACUCGCUCUCAUCGCCGACCGAGACCAAGAUGCCUGUUUGCGCAAAAGUCAUCUUUAAUUCUCUUUCAGUCCAAUGAACCUAAUCGCGCCGGCCAAUGUAGCCGUCUGGUGCUCAGUUCUGCGUUUUGUUUACGGGAUUGUUGUCUGCUUUAGUACAUUUACCUUUGGACUGGCCACAAGCAUCUCCACAUCAGUCGGAUCAAAGAAGAGAUUCGACUUUUUUUCAUCCGGGAGUGAGGGAUAAUAUGUCAAGACGCAAACAGACCAACCCUUUCAAAGUGAAUUGGCCUUUUCACACGACUGGGUUGUCCGGCCCGCAGCACACUUUUGAGAUGGAUGCUAGAGAUGACUUCAUUGAGGACGGGGAAUGCCAUAGCAACAACUCACAGGAACCUGAAGAGCAAGACAGCACAAGUGACGACGGUGAUAGUGAUUUUGAUAAAGACGACUCCUCAAAUGCCUCUGCUGAUGACAGCAUGACGAGUAAUAAGAGCAGCCACUGCCCCAUACUACACGAUGACGUCAAGGAGGAGAAUGAGGAGGGGAUAGACCAAGGGGGCAGUUUUGCAUGUCCUCUUUGUUCCCUGGAGUUCAGCAGCCCAGAUCAGCUCAUCGCACACGUCUACCAGCACACAGCUGUGGGUGGCAGUAAGAGUUAUAUCUGUCCUGUUUGUGGAAGAGCUCUCAGUUCUCCAGGCUCUCUUGGUCGCCAUCUUCUCAUCCAUUCAGAGGACCGACUGUCCAACUGUGCCGUAUGUGGGGCUCGCUUCACAGACACCAACAACUUCAACAGGGAAAAGCUGAAGGAGUUCCUCGACACAAGCAGUAUAGAGAUCAACAGUGAGGGUGAGGCCUGUGCCAUGUCCAACUCUUUACCCAGAAGCACCAUGACUAACCCAAACACAAAUCCUGGUCCUGGACUGACCUCAUUGCCAGAUGGUCUUCUACCUUCUGCACCUCCUCUUCCCUCAAUUUCUGAUAGCCUCAGUCCUUCCAGCACAGGACUUCCGCCUCUUCCAGACCUUAUGAACCCUAUGCCCGUGUACCCAGCUGGAGUUUUGUUGGUCUGCAACAGCUGCAUAGCCUACCAGCAGCUUGUGGAUGCCCAGUCGCCAUCCAUGCGGAAAUGGGCGAUCCGUAGGAAGAACGAACCCGUAGAGGUGCGGAUUCAGCGGCUUGAACGGGAACGAACGGCCAAGAAGACCAAGCGCGCAUGUGAGUCACCAGAGGAGCGGGAGAUGCGCCGCUUACGAGACCGUGAGGCAAAGCGUUUGCAAAGGAUGCAGGAGACGGACGAACAGCGGGCACGUCGUCUGCAGCGAGACCGGGAGGCCAUGCGACUCAAGCGGGCCAACGAGACGCCCGAGAAGAGGCAGGCAAGACUAAUCCGUGAGAGGGAGGCCAAGAGGCUAAAACGGCGCUUGGAGAAGAUCGACCCGUCGCUGAGAAACCAGAUCGAGCAUGACCCUGCUGCGAUGGCUGCGCUCACUGCUGAUAUGAGUCUAUUCCAGUUUUCCUUUCCCAUGUCCGUCCCUUCCAUGGACAAUGGACUGUUUAUGAAGCUUCCCUAACAAGCACAGCUCCAAACACCUCUCA
This is a messenger RNA of Onychostoma macrolepis, 1778 nucleotides long. It is a transcript of the gene znf821, whose product is annotated as zinc finger protein 821. Lineage: Eukaryota; Metazoa; Chordata; Actinopteri; Cypriniformes; Cyprinidae. The coding region runs from base 428 to 1753 and encodes 441 amino acids. The record is from RefSeq and is a predicted model, not a curated record. Gene Ontology annotation, biological process: regulation of transcription by RNA polymerase II. Gene Ontology annotation, cellular component: nucleus. The transcript has 6 exons. Gene Ontology annotation, molecular function: DNA-binding transcription factor activity, RNA polymerase II-specific; RNA polymerase II cis-regulatory region sequence-specific DNA binding.